Messenger RNA from Diplodia corticola, 789 nucleotides. Its product is annotated as pth2-domain-containing protein. The transcript is spliced from 3 exons. The record is from RefSeq and is a predicted model, not a curated record. The coding region runs from base 1 to 789 and encodes 262 amino acids. NCBI's taxonomy places the organism in Eukaryota, Fungi, Ascomycota, Dothideomycetes, Botryosphaeriales, Botryosphaeriaceae.
AUGCGCUUCUCCAAGACUCUCCUCGUCGCCCUCCCUGCGCUCGCGCUCGCCGAGGAGCAAGUGCCGCUGGCCGAGAAGGUCAAGGGCUGGUUUAACAAGGCCCAGGGCUAUGUCUCCACGGCCAUUCCCGCCGUGCAGUCGCCCAUCAAUGCCGGCGCGUCCAAGGUCGUCGAGAAGGCCGUCGCCAACCUGACCCUGGAGAACUGGCGCGACGUUGUGACUCCCAGCGUCUCCGCUCAAGGCUCCGCGCCCGAGGAGUGGCUGAUCUACCUGACCGGCGGCAACAAGACCUGCUACGGCUUGUGCGGAAACACGACUGAGGCCUGGACCAAAUCUGUCCCUCUCCUCUCUGCCAGCCCCAAGUCGCCUAACCUUGGCCAAGUCGACUGCGAGGCCGAGCCCGUCCUCUGCAACACCUGGGCCGCCGGUCCUCCUUCGAUCCUGCACGUGCUUCUUCCGGCUCCCCUCGCUGAUCAGUCCACCCCGGCCACCACCGUCCGCUUCAUCAGCCUGAACAGGACCACCACCACCGCCACCGAUAUCGCCAAGAUCUCCCUCGAAGAGAAGUACAAGGAGACUGAGCCCUACGAGGGCGUUUUCCACCCCUUCGACGGCGCCCUUGUCAAGUACGGCCUCGCGGUCCCCGUCGCCUACGCCAUCUGGGGUUUCUCCAAGAUGCCUAGCUGGCUGCCCAUGAUUGCCAUCUCCAUGCUCAGCAGGACUUUCGUCCGGAGAGGUGGACCCACUCCCGGUGGCCCGCGCCCUGCUGCACCUGCCGCCGCGCAGUAG